This is a messenger RNA of Salvia hispanica, 741 nucleotides long. NCBI's taxonomy places the organism in Eukaryota, Viridiplantae, Streptophyta, Magnoliopsida, Lamiales, Lamiaceae. The record is from RefSeq and is a predicted model, not a curated record.
AUGGAAGAAGUUGCCGCCGCCGCCAUGCUUCAAGUUCUAUUUCAAAACCUGAUCGAGUAUUCCAGGGAUCAGGUCUCACUUGUUCGAGGUUUCAGAAAUGAAGCAGAACAGUUAACUCGGACUCUGGGGAUGAUCCAGACAUUCUUGAGAGAUGCGGAUAUGAGCUCCGUCUCCGGUGAGGCUGUCAAGAAGUGGCUCACGGAUCUCGGAAACAUGGGGUUCGAUGCUGACAACGUUUUGGAUGAAAUCAAAUAUCAUCAACUCUCCAAACAAAGCAAGGCUAUGAUUUCCAUCAAAUCCAUGAAACAAAAGGUAUUCUCACUCUGUCUUCAUAUUUCACGUGCUCGAAGUAUGGCUCUUAGAAUCCAACGAAUCAAUGGCAAAUUGGAUUCCAUUAACAAAGGGGCUGCCGAACUUGGCCUCGUCGGGAGACUUGCAGCUGCUGUGCCCACUUUGCCUGAUGUUGCUCGUGAAACGGUCUCAUUUAGUCUUGAUCCAGUUUUUAUUGGAAGAGAUGAGAUGAGGUCAGAAAUAGUUGAACAGCUUACCGCUUGUAUCACAACUGAUGAACCUAUUUCUAUCCUUGCCAUUGUGGGAAUGGGAGGAUUUGGGAAGACAACUUUGACUAGGAAAGUCUUCCAUCUUCUCAAAGAAAAGAAUCUGUUUGGAUACAUAUUUGGGUGCAUGGUUCUCGAAAUUUUGAUCCACUCAUUCUUUUCAACAAAAUCCUCAAAAGAUUGA